This is a messenger RNA of Tilletiopsis washingtonensis, 2547 nucleotides long. Its product is annotated as alpha-1,2-mannosidase, putative subfamily. Lineage: Eukaryota; Fungi; Basidiomycota; Exobasidiomycetes; Entylomatales. The transcript is spliced from 18 exons. The coding region runs from base 16 to 2517 and encodes 833 amino acids. Gene Ontology annotation, cellular component: cytosol; nucleus. Gene Ontology annotation, molecular function: carbohydrate binding; peptide-N4-(N-acetyl-beta-glucosaminyl)asparagine amidase activity. Gene Ontology annotation, biological process: protein quality control for misfolded or incompletely synthesized proteins; carbohydrate metabolic process; protein deglycosylation. The record is from RefSeq and is a predicted model, not a curated record.
CGCCGGCCCGCAAGCAUGCCGCCCGCUCCCGCCGCAGCCGCGACUUGGACGCUGCUGCUGCUCGGCGCACACGCUGCCCACGCACUGCACGAUCCAGCACGCUUCGUCGACCCGCUCAUCGGCACGCUCAACGGCGGCCACGUCUUCGCUGGCGCCGGCCUGCCUGGUGGCAGCGUCAAGGCUGUCGCCGACACGGCCGGCGGCGACAACCAGGGCGGCUACGUUUCGGACGGCUCGGCCGUGCUCGGCAUCUCGCAGCUGCACGACGACGGCACUGGCGGCAGUCCCAGUCUCGGCCAGUUCAAGCUGCUACCAAGCCGCUGCAACUUUGGCGUCGAGCCGAAGCACGGCGGCUGCCACACGCGAGAGACGAAGCGCGCCCUCAACCAGACUCGCCCGGCGCGCGCCGAGCCCGGCUACUUUGCCGUCUCGCUCGACGGCGACAUCGAGGCAGAGGUAACGACGACGGCUCACACUGCGCUGCACUGGUUCACCUUUGCCGAGCCAGGCGAACAGGCGGAGCGCUUUGCUGGAGCAGCUGGCCGUACCGCCCAGUACGCGCUCGCAAGCAAACAGAAAGCUAGCCCGGUCAUUCUCUUCGACCUGACCAACGACCUGGCGCAUUCCUACACGGGUAGUGGUGCUGUCGAUAUCUCUACAGAGACGGUUGACGAUGGAAGUAGUCUCACGACAAUAAAGGGCUGGGGCUCCUACUUGCCGUCGUUCGGGCCGCAAGACACGCCGUAUACGGUCCACUUCUGCGCUACGACGCCGGGUGUGCUUGACACUGUGACCUUUGUAAACGGAACGAUCCGCCACGAGUCGAGCCUGAAAAACCCGCCGAUCUAUAGCGAGGCCGGCGUCGUCCUGAAGCUCGAUGAGCACGCGCUGCGGUCAAGCGCGCAUCAAACCUGGCUCCGCAUCGGCGUGUCAUGGACCAGUGUCGAGAAGGCCUGCGACUUUGCUGAGGCCGAGAUUCCGAACGUCUCCGCCCGCGCUGACUUCGACGCCGUCCGAUCCGCUGCUCGAGACGAGUGGAACGCCAUCCUCAGCUCGACAUUCCGGACAAACGUGACGGGCGUCACGCACGACCAACUGAAGCUCUUCUACUCGAGCCUCGCGCGCACGUACAUCAGCCCGACCAACGUUACCGGCGACUGGCCUCUCUGGGAAACCAGCGAGCCGGUGUUUGACUCGUACUACUGUCUCUGGGACUCGUUCCGCGUGGUGCAUCCCCUCUACACGCUGCUGAAUACGCCGCUCCAGACGGACGUCGUGCGCUCUCUCAUGGACAUCUAUCGCCACGAAGGCUUCCUGCCCGACUGCCGUAUGAGCAAGUGCAAAGGCAAGUCCCAGGGCGGCAGCAAUGCCGACUCGAUGCUGGCCGACUCCUAUGUCAAGGGCAUCCGCGACGCACGCAUCGACUGGGCCGAAGUGUUGGAGGCGAUGCGCAAGAAUGCCGAAGUCAGCCCGCCGGACUGGGGCUUAGAGGGACGCGGCGGCAUCGAGGCGCGCAAGAGGCUCGGCUACAUCCCGCGAGACGGCGGAGGCGAUCUGCCCGAUGGGCCCACUGUCCUCGGUGGCCGCAGCGUCAGUCGCACGCUCGAGCACAGCUACAACGACUUCUCGAUUGCGCUUGUUGCCGCUGGAGUGGGCCAGAUGGACACGUACAAGGACUUUGCAGCGCGCUCACUCGACUUUCGCAACCUGUGGAACGCCAAUGUGAUGUCUGACGGCUUCAGCGGCUUCCUCGACUCGCGCUAUGAGAACGGAUCGUGGUCGAUUGGCAAAGACUCCGAGGAUCCGCGCAAGUGCUCGCCGGCCUUUGAGUUCGGCCAGUGCUACCUGCUUCCGUAUGACAUCGUGCCGCAGUUCUACGAGGCCUCGAGCUGGGAGUACUCAUUCCUCGCCGCCAACGACAUGGCCACGAUCGUCGACCUGAUGGGCGGCGCCGAGACGUUCAUCAAGCGACUCGACCAUGGCUGGGACCGCGAGUACCUGGACAUCGGAGACGAGCAGGGCUUCCUGCCGAACUUCUUGUACAGCUAUGCCGUCGGCGGCUAUCCGCACACAGUGGACCGCGCACUGAAGACCUACCGCACCUUCUUCAACACCACGGCCGGCGGCAUCCCUGGCAACGACGACUCGGGCGCCACGGCCGCGUACGCCGUGUUCACCUCGCUGGGCAUCUACCCGGUCGCCGGCACGUCUGUGUACUUGCUGUCGACGCCGCUGUUCCCCGAGUACUCAAUCACGUCUGGUGUCUCCGGCAAGGUCGCCACCGUGAAAGCACUCAACUGGGACGGCGCGAAGAAGAACAAGUACAUCGUGUCGGCGACGCUGAACGGCGAGCCUUACACCAAAAAUUGGCUCGAGCACAACGCUUUCUUCGUCGAGGGCGGAGAGCUGGUGCUCACCAUGGGCGCGACGCCAUCGGCCUUCGGCACGCGCCUCGAGGAUCUGCCACCAUCGCUUUCCACCGGCGGCUUCAGAGAGAACGCUGGGCGCGGCUACUGAGUGCCUUCUCGCAUAAUGCACUUCUGCGAG